Trametes versicolor FP-101664 SS1 is the source of this 1302-nucleotide messenger RNA. RefSeq lists its product as uncharacterized. The record is from RefSeq and is a predicted model, not a curated record. The transcript has 4 exons. The coding region runs from base 1 to 1302 and encodes 433 amino acids. NCBI's taxonomy places the organism in Eukaryota, Fungi, Basidiomycota, Agaricomycetes, Polyporales, Polyporaceae.
AUGCAGUUCAGCAGGCGCAGGUACCGGCAUAUCCAGCCGACGAGCCCCGAGGAGAUGCUCAGGGCUUCCACCGACGCAGGCAUGGCCAGCAUGAGGCGUGUGAUGAACCAGAAAACAGAGGAGGAGCGCAUGGCGAAAGCGCCAUGUACUUUCUGUGGCAAAAAUGGCGGCAGCGGGUCACUGAAGAGCUGCUCGCGAUGCAAGGCGGCGCGCUACUGUGACCAGACCUGUCAACUCUCGGAUUUCAAGCCGCGGCAUAAACGCGAGUGCGCCAACUUCGUGCACCCGCCUAACACAAGCGCAUUCCUCACCAAGUCAGUCGGCAACGAGCGGUAUCCUCAGCACCCCGCCUUCGCGCACUGGCACGAGGAUGGCGUAGGCUGCUGGGUCACCAUCGCUGGUCGCAUGGAAUGCGACUUGCACUCCCUGACGGAGAGCAUGGACUCCGAUCGAAACAGGGAACGUCAAGAGCGUGUGGCGGCCGGGGGAGCCGCCAGCCGCCAGAUAAUCCGUACUCACAAGGCUGCCGCGCGCAGCUUACUCGGGCUGCGCGUCCUCGUGCAGAACAGGCGCAAGGACAAAACGCCUAUACUGGUGUUUGGCUCGCGCGCACAGGUGCUGAGCCAACCGUCGCUGACCUCCGCGGUGCUGCGCGGUACAGCUGAGGGCGACAACCUCGUGAAGUUCACGCGCGACAGAGUCCCUCGUGUAGCGCUGGGCGUCGCGAACGACCCCUGGGACAAAACGCCCCGGCUCGAGAUAUCGCACAUCAACGGCACCGAGGUCAAGAACGACGCACCCCUGCCCGCAAACAUCAAAGACGCGAAAGAGGGCACCGUCCUCCUCGCCCCGGGCGACUUCGCGAUCCUGCACCUCCAGUUCCGCGUCGGGGACGGCGACACGAUCUCCAAAGACUGGGAGGCCCUCGGCGCGCUCGAAGCGCUCUUCCUCCCCUGGGCGCCCUCAGACAUCACCUCCCCUACCUGCUUGCCCACGGCGCAGGCUCCCGCCAGCGGGGCGGAGGGCAGCGGGCUGCUGCGCGCGCCGUUUGACCAGCGUGGGGUGCGCGCGCACUACGCGGACUUCAUCGAGCACGGCGAGGAGGCGUACAUGCGGAGUCACUUUGGAGACGCGGGCGGGGGCGGGGGCGGGGGCGGGAUGAGUCGUGCGGAGGGGAUGAUCGCGGCGAUGGGCGAGAUGCUGCUCGGGCAGGGCGCGCAGGUGGGGAACGCGGAUGUGCUCGUGCAACGCCUGAGGGACGCGGGGAUGGGCGAGCUUGCGGACAAGCUCGGGUCGCGCUGA